Messenger RNA from Lontra canadensis (Northern American river otter), 775 nucleotides. RefSeq names its product chromosome unknown C12orf54 homolog (gene LYLDT1). The record is from RefSeq and is a predicted model, not a curated record. The coding region runs from base 247 to 573 and encodes 108 amino acids. The transcript has 9 exons. NCBI's taxonomy places the organism in Eukaryota, Metazoa, Chordata, Mammalia, Carnivora, Mustelidae.
UAUGAGAUGGGGCUCAAAGAGGAGAAAUUCUAGGGGGAAAAGGGUGGGGUGAAUUACAACUUGGGAAGCCCAGCUGGGUAACUUUCUGGGCAUAACUGGGCUAGUUCUGACUUGGGUUUGGAGCUGGGGAAGGAUGGGAGGGUGAAGCUGGGAGGCAAAUUUUCAGAGGAAGGUUUAACUCUUGUCUAGGGCCUAGAGCUAUUUCCAUCUUCGGCUCCAGAGUUUCUGGUUUCUGUUCAAGGACAAAUGGCACAGCAUAUCUUCCAAGAUCAAGAACAAAGGACCUCUAGGCAGCAGAAUAGAAAAUCCACUGAUGACACAAUGAGACCAAAGGAAAUACAGCUAAUAAUCACUGAAGCCCUGUGGGACCAAGUGUUAAUGGCCUUUAGGGAUAUACAAAAGGAGCUGCAGGAAGAUGCUCGGAUUCGAGGGAUGAGCAACUGCUCCAUGACACCCAGGUCAUCUACAUCCUGGACUGGAAGUGUUGGGCCUCCAGAUUCUGGGAUGGUCCUAAAUUUGAGAAGCACUGGAGAACAGCCAUCGAGGGUCCACCCCCACAACUUAAGAAGAUAGUUCUCUGAUCAAUCAGCUUUCUGACCUGGACCCUAGCCCUACAAUCAAGAAAGGAAGGCCUCUUCUGCUUCUGCCAGGGCACAGCUUUGGUUGCCUGAAAAGGAGAAGUUAUUAGGCAGACAUCACCACUGCCCAGAAGAGAAAGUGAUAUUCAUGGGCAGAGAUGCCAGGAUCUAUGGCUGCACCUGGGAACUUGGAAACU